AUGAAGAACCGCAUCAGAUUUUCUUGGUUUGUAAAGAAGGACACUAAGCUUAGAAAGCGCUCGGGGUUACCAGUGAAUCCCAACCCGCCUCCUUUGACAUCACCAUCAACAGCUCCUGCCGAGAGCCAGGUAACUAUUGCCACAGUGCCUCUUGCCCCGGCCAAAGAACCAAGUCAGGCUCCUGAUCCAGACAAAGAACCAAGUCAGGUCCCUGAUCUAGGCAAAGAAUCGAGCCAAAAUGAAAUGCCAUUGGAUUGUAUGUGGGCCGAGGCCGCCAAAGAAUUCGAACGCAUUUGCGGAGAUUCACUGAGUAACGGUGAUAUAAAAAACUUUGACGAUGUCAAAAAACAGAUUGAGCAACAAAAUCUAUCUUUUACCGAAGCCGACGCCGAUUCAAAAACCAAGUGGGAAAAGGCGAAAGGCAUGGGACUUGAGACUCUCAAGUACUUGGGGGCCAUUCUCCCGGCCGCCUCAAUUGCCGGAUCAUUGGCAAUCACAAGCAAAGCACUGGGCCUUGUUCUAAACAUUCCACAGCAAAAUCACGAUUAUGCUGAAGCAGUGGACAAAGUCUUCCGAGAGGUUUCGACUGCUCUUUCAGAGUUUGAUCUCUACCGCAAGGUUAAUCACACGCCGCUAUUGAGGGAGAUACACGAAGUGCUUAGGUGUUUGGUGAAGCUCUGCGCUGUGGUUGUAAAACACAAGCAAGGUGGCCGAGCAGAAGCUGCUCUGAAAGCUUUUAAUCGCUCCUUGGGUGUCGACAACGAGCUACAACAGCAACUUGUCGAAUUCAGACUGGCUAUGCAGAACAAGAACCAAAAGCAAACAACGGUGAUGUUUGUUAAUUUGGAAAAAGUGAAAGAGGAUGCUGGACAAACCAAGGAUAUGGCCAAGGCUACAUAUGUCGAGCAACACCGACCGAAGAUCCUACGCAAAAUUGGCGAGUAUCUUGAUGUACCGCCAACAGUCAACAUUGACACUACAUCUACUCAGACCCGUAAGAACAUCUCGGAUAAAUGUUUCAAAAACACUGGUCAAUGGAUUUGGAAACACGAAGACUAUCGCAUUUGGAUUGGAAAGGAUGAUGCGGUGAUGAGGAGAAGUAUGCCGCACGCUCUUCUUGUCUUGGGUGCUCAGUCAACCGGCAAAACAUGUACAUGUGCCCAGAUCACACGAAAUCUGGAAGGAAAGGGUGAUAAAGAUCGGGUUUACGUUGCGCACUACUUCUUCCCCGCUACUGUUGCUGUCAAGAAGGAAAGUGACAGUGAUACGAAUAAGGACACGAUUUCAUGGGCCUUCAGAUAUAUGGCCUUCCAGAUUGCUCGCGUCGACGCAACAGUGCGGAGCUUUUUAGAAAAAGCCUGUGAUAACGAAAGUGUUGCAUUUCGUCAGAAUAUGGGGUCCUCAGAAGAGGAGCUGUGUAACCUCUGGGCAAGUUUCGGUAUUGGAGCGUCAGGAUCAAACGCUACCUAUUAUCUUGUUUUUGAUGGUCUUGAAAACCUCCCCGACGCUGAAUUCAAUGCGCUUAUUGGAUUUGUUCAAAAGGUCGACUCGGGGAAAACAUCGACAAGAAAUUUACGCAUUCUGUUGAGUGGUAAGACAGAACAGUUCAGUGGCAAAGGAAUAUUUGAGAAGGCAUUGAAGAUUCGAAUGGGGGUUGACAGCCAGGAAGACAUGCAACCUAUCAUCAAGAAAGAGCUUGAACUGAGGAAAGUAUUGCUGAACUACAGAAAUGACCAGAAGCAAGGUGAUGCAAUGAUGCUCAUAUUGGAUACACUGCCUUCCAAGGUCUAUGGAAACUAUGCUGAACUUCAGCUAUGGCUCACUCGUAUAACAGAGGCGGUCAACUCUUACGCCUCCUUCGACAGUCUCAUUGAACUGUUGAACGGACCAACAAGAGUUUAUGAAGCAGUUAUUGAGUCUUUAGAAAGGACAUUGACAGCCAAAGAGAUUGACCAGCUAAAUGAACUCCUCAAACACGUCAUAUUCAGGAGAUUCGCUCCAAGCUUGAAACAACUCGAAGCCGUUAUGUCACUUCACUUAGAGGACGUAGUGUCGGUUGAAGGUCUUGAUACCAUGAUCAGACACAAGUACUCAUCUGUCUUGAAGAUCGAAUCUGAUAUAGUGACAGUUGAGGAGGGAUUCCGGGAUUACCUCGCUGAGGAAGCAGAGAAGGCGUCGAACGGUAAAAGCUCGCCCGAUGAUGCCCCUUCAACAAUCAGCAUGACUCUUACACUAAACCAUGUUGACCGUCAGCGGGCUGCCGAAUACUUUUGGAAUCUCACUCAGAUGGCAAUGCAACCAAACUUCACAUUUGACUCGAGGAACAAUAACCAAAGACAAGGUCGAAUUGCUGUUGACGCGUUCGAGGCGCACCUCAACAUUGUUAACCAGACUUUCAAGGUUUUAGAAAGCAAGCGGGUAGUUGAGCAUCAGACAAACAACAGCUAUCUUGUCGCAUGGUUACCGUACCACCUUGAUCGGUUACGAGAGCUUGAAAACGAAAGUGUUCGGGGAGUUCUGCUCGCUCAACAACAGCGUAAGAUUGGAGAAAAACUGUAUGAUUUGUUCACAAAUGAUUCAGUGUUCCAACAGCACAAAGCGACUUUUGAACAGGCAUAUUGGGUGGUUCCUGAGAUGAAAUCCAUGCAAGAAUGGUUGAUGGACCCAACUGUGAGAAGACGAGACAAAGACUGGCUCAAGAAUGUCCUUUCCGCACCCAGUCUGACGCAAGGUUAUCUUAAAGGGUUCACCACUUGGAUAGUCACAGAGUUCGUAAGGAACAGGACAUGGGAGGUAUCAAUGGCGUACCGUUGGAUUGAGGAACUGAUGGACGCAGAUACAGAAACAGAAUGGUUCGGGGAGGAUGAAAUUGACGCUGCGUUUAGUAACGAAUGGUUUCGAGUGAGCGAAUGGUGUUGGAGGGCUCUCGGCAUGCCAGCAGAAUGCCCCGAUUCACUUUGGUAUGAGCGCCUCGCCAAAACCGCAUCAAUGGAUGAUGAUGGUGAUCUGGAGACAUCUCUGUCGAUCUAUCAGUGUGCUAUACGCCAGGCGAAUCCAAGCUGGCUGUGUUAUCGAGAUACUGGCGUCAUCCACCACAGACAAGGUCAGGUGAAAAAAGCCAUUGAUGAAGUCGAGAUGGCUCUGCGCGAGGCAGAGAAAUCAGGCGCGCAGCCCGAGCCAAGCUCAGGUGAUAUCGCGCAGCUCAACUUACUUCUCGGUCACUAUGCAUACGAGACCGAGGAAAUGGAAAGCGCCAAAGAAUACUACACAUCAGCAUGCAACAAGGGGGAUACCAAGCAAGUCAUGGAAGGAUUGUUAGGCUGCCUCAAGAUCAACCUCAACACUCUUUGUGCCGAAGAAACGAGGAAUUGGCUUCGUGACAGGCUUUCUGGGGACGUUCAUCAAGGGGAGAUGGAUGGUGUUCUACAACUGAUGACCCAGGAUCCAGAUCACAACGACCUUUUCCACAUGCUAUUCUCUAUUCUCAACAACGAUGACGAUUUACUGAAGAAAAUAGUGACCAUUAUGAUACGUGGCUCACAUGGAUUCGGAACACUGAACACUGGCGCAAUUAAUACUUCCGGAUUGGCGAACGGCCGAAGUGAAGUGGGAGCGGAUGGCAUAUUGCUUUACUAUGCAGGUGUUGCAGCGCAUAUGUACAAGCAACUGUCAAAUGGCCCGGAGUCUGUCUUUGAAACUACCACUCUUUGGACAUGCAGCCGCAAAGAACUGGAAAACGUUCGCAGUGACAACGCUAUACUUGUCCGAUCCAACGCAUCAACAGCAUUGGCACGCCAUUACUUCCAGCUUCUACUCAGCAAUGACAAACCGGAUUACAUUCGACAACUCGAAAAGUUGAAACCGGACGACAGGAAAUCUGACGACGUGUACGACAAUGAUGAGAUUGUCGGGUGGCUGGUUGCAAUUCACACCAUUCGUGAGAGAAAAAAGGAUGCUAAAAAACUAUUGAAAUCGAGGUUGACAAAAGCCAUUUCGAUUCUCUCAGACGACAUUCCCGAAAACGAUUUCAUCGGUCUCUCUAGAAUCCACAAGGCUACUGGAGCAUGCCAGGACCUGAAUAAUGCGGCCAUCGCCCUUUCUCUGAUGGGGCAACCGGACGUGGUCGAAUGUGCUUUGCGUUUGAAGGAUAAAGACAUCGAUGUACCAAAGGGAAUAAGCAAAGAGCGGGCAUUGGAAUCGUACAAGCGUGUGACCAAAAAUAUAAUAAGUGUCAUGAGGAUGACUGUGCCUAAUGCCGCAGAACAAAAUCUACGGAUAUAUGUGGCUAAGCGGUUCAUUGAGCUUUACAUUAAAAACACCACGGAAGCUCCGAAGGCCUCUGACAACAAGGAAGAUCCAAGCGAUGUCGAAGUCGCAAAAUUCGUCGCUUCUGAGUUGAUUAAAUACCGCCUGGAUCAAAUAGAUGUCAAAGAUCUUGGCGUGCCCAAUACUUGGUCCUGCGAUGGCCGCACCGACGAUGGCAAAGAAUGCAAGAAACAGUUGGGCUUUGAUGAGCACUUUUAUCAUUGCCUUUACUGUUGGCAACGCGACUUUUGUCAAGACUGUUUCGGUCGCCUUCGCGACUCCGAUUCUAAUGUUAUCACGGUGUGCAACGGAGGACACAAGUGGCUACUUACACCUCGACUAGGCUGGAGCACCUAUGUAGGACAACGAGCAAAGACUGUAAGGGUACCAAGAAGCGUUGAACCUAUCGAAGGUGAUAGUCAAGUCUUGUUCGCUCGGUAUGAUGACAACUUUGGCGCGGAAAUGACGGUAAAAGAAUGGAUAGACAGUAUUAGAAACGAGUAUCUGAAAGAUUGA
Fusarium poae is the source of this 4821-nucleotide messenger RNA. RefSeq lists its product as uncharacterized. The record is from RefSeq and is a predicted model, not a curated record. Gene Ontology annotation, molecular function: protein binding. The transcript is spliced from 4 exons. The coding region runs from base 1 to 4821 and encodes 1606 amino acids. NCBI's taxonomy places the organism in Eukaryota, Fungi, Ascomycota, Sordariomycetes, Hypocreales, Nectriaceae.